Messenger RNA from Larimichthys crocea (large yellow croaker), 2472 nucleotides. It is a transcript of the gene sppl2b, whose product is annotated as signal peptide peptidase-like 2. Bases 296 to 1963 code for a protein of 555 amino acids. Gene Ontology annotation, biological process: membrane protein proteolysis. Gene Ontology annotation, molecular function: aspartic endopeptidase activity, intramembrane cleaving. Lineage: Eukaryota; Metazoa; Chordata; Actinopteri; Sciaenidae. Gene Ontology annotation, cellular component: cytoplasmic side of endoplasmic reticulum membrane; lumenal side of endoplasmic reticulum membrane; lysosomal membrane. The record is from RefSeq and is a predicted model, not a curated record. The transcript has 15 exons.
UUCCUCUUUAAAGCGCAGCCGCCUGUCGUACUUUAAACAUGAACCGUCGAGCCUCAGUCAAACCGAGCGAAAACGUUCACCAAACGUAUAUCUAACAUAGAUUUAACAUAUUCGCGUUGUGGCCGUUGGUCGUCGGUUAAAAAGUAACCGUUAUAUAGUCACCGCGGAAUGGGCGUGGCCUGUUAGAACAGCUGGUGGGGGCUCGUGCGAGGGUCUCUCGAGCCGAGCGGUUGGUCUGUCGGUUGGUCUGUCGAUGGGGGAAACAACAACAAGCUAAAAACACAAAAAAGGCAUCAUGAGGGUCCCUGAAACACUGUUCUGGGCCGCUUUUCUCAUCCAGAAGGUGGUGGGAGAGUACGGCAUGGCCCAUUUCAGUGACAAGGGCAAGAGCAAAGGAAAGGAUUACUGCAUAUUCUUCAACUCACAGUGGGCACGUCUACCUCAGGACCUCAAUAAGGCAUCACGUCUUCAGAUCCACGACCUGACAACAUCGGUCCUGUGCUCGCCAUCUGAGGUCCCGGAGGGAGGCUUCCCAAAUCGCAUCCCCAUGGUGAUGAGAGGCAACUGCACUUUCUAUGAAAAAGUCCGACUGGCCCAGAUUAACGGCGCCAAAGGCAUCCUCAUAGUCAGCAAGGACAGACUGACCCCACCAGCAGGAAACAAGACUCAGUAUGAGGAGAUCGACAUUCCUGUAGCGCUGCUCAGCUACUCUGAUAUGCUGGACAUAAGCAAGACAUUUGGUAAAGGAAGACAGGUUGCCAUGUAUGCACCCAACGAGCCGGUGUUGGACUACAACAUGGUGAUCAUCUUUCUGAUGGCAGUGGGAACAGUUGCCAUUGGAGGUUACUGGGCCGGCAGCAGAGACAGCAAGAAACGCUACAUGAAGCACAAGCGGGACGACGGCGCGGAGAAGCAGGACGAGGAGACGGUAGACGUCACCCCCAUCAUGAUCUGUGUGUUCGUGGUCAUGUGCUGCAGCAUGCUGGUGCUACUCUACUUUUUCUAUGACCGCCUGGCCAUCUGGGUCAUAGCCAUCUUCUGCGUGGCCUCGUCUGUCGGCCUCCAUAGCUGUCUGUGGCCUUUUGUCAGGAGACUCCCUUUCUGCAAGUGCAGGGUCCCAGAGAACAACCUGCCGUACUUACACAAACGGCCGCAGAUCCGGAUGUUGCUGCUGUCGGCCUUCUGCAUCGGUGUCAGCAUCACCUGGAUGGUGUUUCGCAAUGAAGACCAGUGGGCGUGGGUGUUACAGGACGCCCUGGGGAUCGCCUUCUGUCUCUACAUGCUCAAAACAGUCAGACUCCCCACAUUUAAGGCGUGCACCUUACUACUGUCGGUCCUUUUUGUCUACGAUGUUUUCUUCGUAUUUAUUACCCCCUACUUAACGAAUAGUGGGGAAAGUAUAAUGGUGGAGGUAGCGGCUGGCCCCUCUGACUCCUCCACGCAUGAAAAGCUUCCCAUGGUGCUCAAAGUACCAAGGUUAAACUCCUCUCCCCUGGCUCUCUGUGACCGGCCCUUCUCCCUCCUGGGCUUUGGCGAUAUCUUAGUACCAGGUCUGUUGGUGGUGUACUGUCACAGGUUUGACAUUUUAACACAAUCCUCCAGGAUCUACUUUGUGGCCUGUACGAUCGCGUACGGCAUCGGCCUGCUGAUCACCUUCGUGGCUCUGGCCCUGAUGCAGAUGGGUCAGCCGGCCUUGCUCUACCUGGUGCCUUGCACUCUGCUCACCAGCCUCACUGUAGCGCUGUGGCGCAAGGAGUUGCCUCAGUUCUGGACUGGAAGUGGAUUUGUGCCUGCCAUAGUGCUCGCACCUAUCAACUGUACACAAACCACAGCGCCGCAGAUAGAGGAGCCCUCGACUAAACCGGAGCCACAAACCACAGACGAUCAGAGCGAAGACUCGCCCCAGCACCCGCCUCAGGAAACGCCUCAAGCUGAGAACGAAGAGGAAAAGAAAUCAGACUGAAAAGCACGUCAAGAGCGGCAUUCAUCAUUUCACUUCAUGUUUUAUUUUGUUGGUACGUUUUUUUUUUUUUCUACAUUGUGUCUCGGUCAAAGACAUUUUAAGUACGUACGGGCGUUUGUUUGCACUUGGUGCGAAGGGAAGAGCAGAGAGGAGAUCAGUGUUUUCUGAAAGGCUGGCUCAGCGGAGCACCGGGAUUGGACACCUACAACACACAAGGUCGAAACUGACAAAACACACUUAAGUAUAAAACCUGCACAGCAGCCCCAACACCUUCUACUACUAACAUACAGCCUGCACCACCUGUGAAGGGCAAAAUCUGGAACCUACACAAGCUGUUGAACACCAAAUACUCCCCGAAGGCCCGGUCACACCAGUGUUUAAAACUGAAAACUUUGUCAAAUCGACUCCUUUAAUGGAAUCACAGAUUAGUGGAUUGAUUCACAGUGAGGUGAAUGAUUUACAAACUAUUAAAUCAAUCAAUCACAAAUAAAUAAAUCAAAAAAAAUAAA